CAGGGGAGCAGAGCGGGUGCCUAGGCAGGUCUGGGAGGGCGGCUGGCCACUGACUGCCCCUUUGCGGGUGGGGCACACCCAGGGAGCAGAACUUUGGGGGCAGGGGGCGCAGGGGUAUCACCCGUGGGAUUCCCCCAUCACGUCCCGCUCCGGGAGGAUGGGCUCAGACAGGAAGGGCGGCUUGGCCUGGCUUGUGGGUUAAAACCCAGGAGAUUUUGGUUUCAAUGCUCAGCUCUGCCACAGACUCCCCUGUGCGAGUCACUUCAUCAGAGAAUGAGCCGUCCCUGCCUCACAGGGCUGCUGGGAAGAUGAAUAUUUUCAUGGGGCUCAGAAGCCAUAAGGAGUGGGGCCGGAUAAGGACCUUGCUAGGCAGGGGGAGGAAGUGGUAUUUUUCUAUCAGCCCUGCUCCCCUCUCACUGUGCAAUGGAAUUGGAAGGAGGGGGCUGGGACAGAGUCCAUCUUGCUGCUGCAACCAACAAGAAGCAGCUGCCGGUAUCCCAGGGAUGCAGAUGAACUUUCAGUCACAAUAAUUUGGCAUCUCCUGAGUGUGGCAAUGAGAGAUCCUCCACAGAAUAAGGCUGGUUGGAAACCACGUAUGAACUGCCAUAGGCACAAGCAAGGCUGAUGUCUGCUUAGUAGGGGGCUGGGAUGGACACGUGCUCCACACACUGUUUGUGUGUGCACAUGCUGUCUGCCCAGGCACAGACAGCACUCAUCCAAACAACACUUGAACACAUACAUUUACAUGUGAUGGCCAACGUACCAGGGAUUGAACAGGGAACUUUGUGAGUUUCUACAAUUUAAGCUAAAGAGCCAAGCUCUCGGGCUGAGAACUCUAAGAGACACACACCCUCUGGGUUGGGCGCAGAGGGAGAAUUCAUAACACACAUGCAUGCACAAGACCACAUGCAGGUACAGAUACAUGUGCAUCAUUGCACCUCUGAUAUUCAGCGACUGCAUUUCUACCUGUGCUUGUUCGUUCUACUUGUCUCCACUGCUAACCUUCAACUGGGGCGUCUUCCCUUUCAGCUAGUCAUGAGGAACUUUCCAUGCAUGUUGGGCUCCUACUGUCUAGUCACCAAAGAUCCAGGACGCGCAGCGGAAAGAUGAGCCUGAGGAUUCUCUUUCUCUUAGCUGGCUCGUUGGCAGGUCCCAGCCUAACUCCCGCCCCACUUCUUUACCUGGACAUGUCUUCCGACCCCACUGCCCGAGGAGACUCCACCCGGCUCGUCUGCAUCGCGCCGAGAGCCUACGUGGACAGCGAGUUCUGGUUGCUGAAGACGGAUCUGGUUCAGCCCAUACAGACACUGUUUGCCUCGGAGGCCCAGCAUCGCGUCACCUUCAUCCUGGGGAACGUCACCGGGAAGGACGCCGGGCAGUACCGAUGCCAGUACCGCAGCUACAACGGGAGUGCCAGGCAGAUGUCAGAGUUCAGCAAUGUGGUGGAGAUCGCAGUGGCAGCAACUCCGAGUGCCCCUCCCACAGCUUCCACGGCUGCGCCACAAGGUUCCCCGUGGCUGCUCCCUGUGACCCUCAGCGUGGCUGGAGCUUUGCUUCUGACCGUGAGCCUAGUAGUAGCAGUCGUGGCAGUCAGGCGAGUUAAGGCCAGAAGACAACAGCUGAAAAGGGAUCGGGAAUCGUGCUGGACAGAAACGAACUUUCCCACAACAGACAUGUCGUUCGAUAAUGGCCUGUUCACCGUCUCGGUGAAAAUGGACCUGGAAGCCACAGGCAGCCAAGAUGCCUGCAUCUCCCCAGGCUCCAGGAAAAGACUCAGCUCCGCUUCCUCUCUGGGAACCAACAGCUUCAGCACAUUCAAGUCCUUGCAGUGAUGGCCCGGGUGGAGGCUGGCCCCGGAUGCUCCAGCUAGCGACCCCCUGGUCCCAGCACCAGCCCUUUCCUUAGUCCUUCCUUGGGCUCGGAGUCACCCCCAGAACGAGGCGUCUGCCAGAGGGGCCAUUUCCGGGGUGCGAUUAUACGUCUUCAUUGGGAGGAGAAAGAGCUUCAGUUAAGCCUUGUGCCCUGCUGGGCGCCUCCAGGACCACGUGACCUGGACACCAUGAAAAGAUGCCCAGAAUCUAGUCUACCUCCCGCAUCGUGAGCAGCGUCACCGGCUCAGCCCUGGCAGCUGAAUCGAUCCCUGGGGCAGAUGCUGGAAGCAGGAAGAGCCCAGCUGGGGUUGCAUAUCUUUGGGGCAGGAUUCGUGUGGCUGGCAGUGGAUCCUUCCACUGUAGCCAGAAUGACAUUCACACCAGCCAGCCAACCCUUCUACCCCUCCGCAAUCCCCUUCCUCCAAGCUGUGCUUCCUCAGGAUGACCCGAGAUGGAGGGAGAGCCAAAGACUCCAUAAAGUCCACGGCCACAAAGGCUGUUGUCAGACUGUUGUACACGGAAGGUGCUCCUGGAUUGCGGUGCUGAGCAGCGGCUCUAAACCUGAGAUGGACAGAGGAAGCACAUAGGGAUGGCUAGAUAGAGGGGGGGGA
This is a messenger RNA of Mauremys reevesii (Reeves's turtle), 2482 nucleotides long. It is a transcript of the gene C25H19orf38, whose product is annotated as chromosome 25 C19orf38 homolog. The coding region runs from base 1050 to 1832 and encodes 260 amino acids. The transcript is spliced from 9 exons. NCBI's taxonomy places the organism in Eukaryota, Metazoa, Chordata, Testudines, Geoemydidae. The record is from RefSeq and is a predicted model, not a curated record.